AUGCAGGGUAUCCCUGUCAUCACAAGAUUUCUUGCUCAAUAUUUACCAUUCUGGAAUGAAAUGGACUUCUUUGCUGAGAUAAUGGACCUAGUUGAAUGGAUAAGCGUGGAUUGUUCUGAAUACAUUGUUUCUAUUAUGGAGUCUCUAAUGAGGAUUUACUACAGAGUGGAGCCAAUGGAACAAUGCGCUAUACUGACAAGUUUAUCUGCAAUGUAUACUAAUAUUGUGUACGCUAGCACACGUAAACAACAAUAUUUUAUGAGCAUGCAAUCAUCUCGGACUGACUAUCCUCAAAUCUUAAGGAUGGUUGCAUCAAACUUAACUGACCUCUAUAACAAAGGAUUACAGAUAAAGCCAGAGGACGCGCGCGUGCAGCUGAGCUGCGCGGCGGCGGCGGAGCGCUGCGCGCGCGCCGAGCUGGCGUGCGCGCGCGCGCCCGGCGCCGCGCCGCGCCCGCUCGCGCUCGCCGUGCCGCUGCUGGCGCCCUCCGCUGCGCUCCUCGACAGCCUCGCGGCCCUCCUCAUGCUGUACAGGAAAAUCUUCUCAUCAAUGAAAGCGAAGAACAAUCGCCAGACAAGCAGCCUGGAUAUUGAACAAUUUCAAGCACUAAAAGCCUUCACUUCAGACAUGAUAUCAUGUUCAUAUAACGAAGACUUCCUAAGUGGUAGGAAGAAGGGAUUUAUUUUCAAUAGGUUGCAUCCACAGGUCGUUGCGAAACUUAGUGAUAUAAUACCCGAUGUCGACUCCAAAUUGAGUAUACGGAACCAUUUAGCGUUCGCACCGUAUACAUAUGUCCAGUUGGAAGGGAUAGAGAAUGUUGAUGCAGACAACAGUUUAUGGUUUAGUACAGCUAUUGACCAGGAAUUUACAAACUUGAGCAAGUUCUUGACGAAGGCCGUUCCACAGUUAGGAAGUAAUUUUUAA
This is a messenger RNA of Parnassius mnemosyne (clouded apollo), 924 nucleotides long. The record is from the annotation of a GenBank genome assembly. NCBI's taxonomy places the organism in Eukaryota, Metazoa, Arthropoda, Insecta, Lepidoptera, Papilionidae.